AUGGCUAACGAACGCAGUGUGUAUUCGUCUGGCCAGUUCAUGAACCCAGGCCCGGCGCCACGACCCCCAGCCGAUCGACCUCGUCUCGCCCUUACGCCAAAUAACAGUCUUCCUGGCAACAUGGCCAACAUGGCCAUUUCCCCCAUCAGGAGCACGGCGACCUCGACCUACACCGGUUCCACAAUCUCGCUCCCUAUCGCCCGCCAGCAAUCCGGCCAGAACGAUGGCAUGGGAGGUGUCGCCGUCAAGAAGGAAGGGUGGGCCUCUGUGAAGGAGUCCAAGAACUUCAUCAAUCCGUGGAAGCAGAAAUACCUUAUCCUGCGAAAAGAAUCGCUUGAUUUCCACAAGACCGAGGGCGGCAAAGUCACGUACACCCUCUACCUGAAGGAUGUCGUUAACGUUGGCCGAGUCGAGGCCGCCGGCACCAUCUUCGAGAUUAAGAGAAACCCUAACGGAUCAUCCAACAGUCCGGGCGAAGACGACGGCCAAACCAAAACGCUACAAAUUCGCGUCAAGAGCGAUGACGACUUGUACGAAUGGAUCGAUCUCAUCUACGGCGCCUGUCCUGGAAUGGGCGGUGUCAGCAACCCCACAAACUUCUCCCACGCCGUCCACGUCGGUUUCGACCCCCAGACUGGCGAGUUUGUCGGGCUGCCGCCCGAAUGGUCGAAGCUCCUCAACUCAUCCGCCAUCACAAAGGAGGACUACGAGCGCAACCCUCAGGCCGUCUUCGAGGUCCUUGACUUCUACUCCGAUCUGACCAAGCGGGCGGAGAACCCCCAACAAUACUCCAGCCUUACGCCUACACCUCCUGCCAGUAGCCAGCAGAACAAGCAGCUCGGCUAUGGCGGUGGCGGCUCCUCAGUCGCGCCUCCAAGGCCCAUGCCGCCGUCGCAGGCUCAGCGUCAACCCAGCUACAACACGCAGCCCUCGUCGCAGGGGCAGCAACGGCGGCCAUCGCCCACGGAGCAGCAGCAGCAGCAACGUCUCCAGAUGCAGGGCAUGGCCAGCAACUACCAGGCGGAUCCUCGCGAAGAGCAGCGCUUGAAGCAGCUGGAGGCACAGCGCAUCCGCGAGAGGGAGAUUGAGGAACAGAACCGUCGGGAUUUGGAAGCCUUCAACGCGUCCAUCCCCAAGACAAAGACGCCCAUGGCUCAACAAGAGAUCGGCGGCUUCGGCGGCGGCUCGUCCAUCCCCCCGACAGACAGAUACAAUCCCUCAAGAGCAGCCCCCCCGGCGCCCAAGCCGUCACAACAGCAACAGGCCAACGGACUCCGGGCGCAGCGCCCCGCACCCUCACCGCCGACCGCCGGUACUUCCAAUCGCCCCCCCAUGGCCUCACAGCAGAGCUCCAGCUCUAUGCGGGACCCUAACCAAGCUCAGCGGGCGCCUCGUCCGGACCAAUCGUCCAGCCAGCAGCAGCGCUACCCCAACGGCAGCCCCCAGCAGCCCAGACAGCCUCAAGCGCAGGCCGCGCCGCCAUCUCGCUUACCCGCUCCUGUAAAGCCCUUGAAUGUGUCAAAGGCCCAGCCCGUGCCGCAAACCGAUGCCGUCAAGGCUGCGGAAGCAGCACUUACUGCCAAGCCGCCUGCCCAAGACCGCAAGCAGGAUGUGCGCAUGUCUACCAUGUCCGAGAGCGAAGUCAUGGCCAAGCUCAAGGAAGCCGUUUCCAAGGACGACCCGAAUCUUUCUUACUCCAAGCAAAAGAAGAUUGGACAAGGUGCUUCGGGUUCCGUUUACGUUGCCAAGGUCAAAGAGGGCGCUGUCUCGCCCAUUGCCCGUGACGUUUUGCGUGCCCAGGGCAUCAAGGCCCAGGUUGCUAUCAAGCAGAUGGAUCUUGCACACCAGCCCAGAAAGGAGUUGAUUGUGAACGAGAUCAUGGUCAUGAAGGACAGCAGGCAUCGCAACAUUGUCAACUUCCUGGAUGCAUUUUUGCGCAACAACAAUGCCGAACUAUGGGUUGUCAUGGAGUACAUGGAGGGCGGUGCCCUGACGGACGUUAUCGACAACAACCCUAGCAUCACCGAGGAGCAGAUCUCCACAAUCUGCUUGGAGACCUGCAGUGGUCUGCAACAUCUCCACUCCCAGAACAUCAUUCACCGUGACAUCAAGAGUGACAACGUGCUGCUGGACGCCCGAGGAAACGUCAAGAUUACCGAUUUCGGUUUCUGCGCCAAGCUCACCGAGUCCAAGUCGAAGCGCGCGACGAUGGUCGGAACUCCCUACUGGAUGGCGCCCGAGGUUGUCAAGCAGAAGGAGUAUGGCCCCAAGGUCGAUAUCUGGUCAUUGGGUAUCAUGGCUAUUGAGAUGAUCGAGUCCGAGCCGCCCUACCUGAACGAGGAGCCUCUCAAGGCUCUGUACCUGAUCGCCACCAACGGUACACCACGCCUCAAGAAGCCCGAAAAGCUGAGCAAGGAGCUCAAGGCCUUCCUGUCGGUUUGCUUGUGCGUUGAUGUCAAGAGCAGAGCAUCCGCCGAUGAACUUCUUCAGCACGACUUCCUGAAGCACGGAUGCCCGCUGGGUAGUCUGGCGGAGCUACUUGCCUUCAAGAAGCAUGCCAAAUAG
Molecule: messenger RNA, 2565 nt
Organism: Colletotrichum graminicola M1.001
Lineage: Eukaryota; Fungi; Ascomycota; Sordariomycetes; Glomerellales; Glomerellaceae
Exons: 3
Coding region: 1-2565 (854 amino acids)
Biological process (GO): protein phosphorylation; regulation of MAPK cascade; intracellular signal transduction
Cellular component (GO): cytoplasm
Molecular function (GO): protein serine/threonine kinase activity; ATP binding
Source: RefSeq, a predicted model, not a curated record